UCGAUGCUCAUUGACUCAACACACGGCAACGAUGACAGGUGUCAGCCCAGCGGUUCUGGUAUUUCUCCUAGCCAUCCUGCACCGCGCUUCGGCGGAUGACAACGACGUGGCCGGGCGUAUUGCCAUAGAAAAAUGCCACGAGUACUUGAAUAUGGUUUCCACAUCACACGAUAUUAUCACUCUGGAUCUGGACUCACCCGUUCGGCAAGUUUACAGUCUCCAAUGUCCCCUGCAAAACCCAUACGUGGUUGGAGGUAAGAAAGUCGUUGAACACGAAUUUCCGCACAUGGUUGCCUUAGGCUAUAGGAUAUACCGGAAGAGUGACCGCAAUCACUAUGAGUUUCUCUGCGGGGGUACGCUAAUCAGUGAAUGGUUCGUGCUGACAGCGGCUCACUGCAUUAAUGAAAAGUUGGAUAUCGUCCGCCUAGGUGUUGCGAAGUUGGAUGAUCCAGACAGACAGGACUACUCGAUAGCGGAGCAAAUCAUACACAACGAUUAUUCACCGGUUACGAAGUAUAACGAUAUUGCGUUGCUCCGGCUGGAACGGAGCGUCAACAUAUCGUUAGAUGUGCGGCCUGCUUGCCUUGGAACGGAACGAACCGAGCAGAUUAGACGUGCUACAGUUACAGGAUGGGGCAAAACCUCGACCGGCUCAGGCACGUCAAACGAUUUGAACAAAGUUUCCUUAGAUGUGCUUCUGGAUAGAAGAAGAUGCGCUCAGAUGAAUAGCGGCCCAGGUCGCAGCCCACUAAUUGAUCAACAGAUUUGUGCAGGUUCACUCGAGGGCAAUCAGGACGCUUGUCAGGGGGAUUCCGGCGGUCCGCUGCAGGUGUUUGAGGAAGGCAAAUGUCGCUACCACGUGGUAGGUGUUGUUUCUUUUGGGAAAAUUUGCGGUUCUGCUGAGUAUGGGAUUUACACCCGAGUGUCACAAUAUCUGGCGUGGGCCGUCAAAGUUGUUUGGCCAGAGUUGUGGAAACGUAAAGAUGAGUGGGAAUACUGAUAGCUUAAAGAUGUUCAACUAGUUUUGUGUGGUUCACGAGACUUCACGUACAGUCAAAGCUCAAAUUUACGUCGUGAGAAAUGUCUUUGUAGAACACUAUGCCAAUAAAGAAUUGGAUUUCAA
Wyeomyia smithii (pitcher-plant mosquito) is the source of this 1123-nucleotide messenger RNA. RefSeq names its product serine protease snake-like. The transcript has 4 exons. Lineage: Eukaryota; Metazoa; Arthropoda; Insecta; Diptera; Culicidae. The coding region runs from base 32 to 1000 and encodes 322 amino acids. Gene Ontology annotation, biological process: proteolysis. The record is from RefSeq and is a predicted model, not a curated record. Gene Ontology annotation, molecular function: serine-type endopeptidase activity.